AUGGUGAACCGCUAUUUUCGAAUCCUGGAGCACCUCGCCACGACGGACGAUGCCCUGGUGGGCAUCCCCCCGGCGCCGGCAAGCAACAAGCAGCUUCGGGGGCUGCUCAAAGGCCUGAAGAAGAUCGAGUCCGUGAUCAAGGUCCUCCAAGGCAAGGGCGAGAGUUUGCUGGAUGUGCACGUGUGGUUCGACGGCUUAAUCCCAAUUAUGAGACAGUACGUCACGUAUCUCGGGCCCCGCGCCGACAUUGUGCACAGACCUGACUUUGAGUCGGGCUGCGUUCGGGUCCUGGAAGGGAAGACGAGCCGCCCCACGCGAGGCGAGAAAGCUGCCUUGCACCCGUUCCGCUGCGAGGAUGCGAGCGACCGACCUAAUGGCCAAGACGCAGAGAGCGGUGAUAAGGGCUCAUUCGUAGAUCGGCUCCAAAAGCGACACCGCUUAGCAGCGGUGGAGCCUAGAUACGAGCUGCUGGGGGAACCCUUCCUACGUCUAACGUAG
Molecule: messenger RNA, 498 nt
Organism: Phytophthora sojae
Lineage: Eukaryota; Oomycota; Peronosporomycetes; Peronosporales; Peronosporaceae
Exons: 2
Coding region: 1-498 (165 amino acids)
Source: RefSeq, a predicted model, not a curated record